UACAAAAUUUAAGUUGACAUGUUUUUUACACAUGGCACCUCAUAAGAAUGCAGCACUUUCGUGGAAAAGCAUUACAGGAGUGUCUGGUCUCUGCGCAAAGUUUGGAAUGUCUAACAGUUGGAGUCUACCAGUCUGCAAGAGUCGUGAAUGUUGAUCCAGACUGCGUGGCUUUCUGUGUCCUGACAACUGACAAGGAGAACGAAUGCGACAUCGCCCUGCAGAUCCGCUUCACCUUAAUCCAGGCGUUCUGCUUUGAUAACGGAAUCGACAUCGUGAGAGUGGAUAACACACAGCGACUGGCUGAGAUUCUGGGCAACACUGAUCUGGCCAACCUGAAGAUCUGCAAUAAAAAUAAAUAA
Polyodon spathula (Mississippi paddlefish) is the source of this 359-nucleotide messenger RNA. RefSeq names its product growth arrest and DNA damage-inducible protein GADD45 gamma-like. Gene Ontology annotation, biological process: regulation of cell cycle. The transcript is spliced from 2 exons. The record is from RefSeq and is a predicted model, not a curated record. Bases 48 to 359 code for a protein of 103 amino acids. Gene Ontology annotation, cellular component: cytoplasm; nucleus. Lineage: Eukaryota; Metazoa; Chordata; Actinopteri; Acipenseriformes; Polyodontidae.